This is a messenger RNA of Sinocyclocheilus grahami, 1659 nucleotides long. RefSeq names its product microtubule-actin cross-linking factor 1-like. The transcript has 11 exons. Gene Ontology annotation, molecular function: structural molecule activity; cadherin binding. Gene Ontology annotation, biological process: regulation of focal adhesion assembly; wound healing; regulation of microtubule-based process. Gene Ontology annotation, cellular component: cytoplasm; membrane; microtubule. NCBI's taxonomy places the organism in Eukaryota, Metazoa, Chordata, Actinopteri, Cypriniformes, Cyprinidae. The annotation marks the transcript as partial. The record is from RefSeq and is a predicted model, not a curated record.
GAGCUCCAGGGUCAAUUGACCCAGAGGAGUGAGCCGUACCAUCGGCUACUAGAUAAGGGAGAGUCCAUUCUGCUGGCCAGAGGAGGGGAGGAUGCUGGACCUGGUACCACCCAGACCCAACAGAACCUGGCUAUGCUACAGAACAAGUGGGCCAGUCUCAAUGCCAAAAUGGAUGACAGAAGGGGUAAACUGGAGGAAGCUGUCUCAUUGGCGACAGGAUUCCAGACCUCCCUGCAGGACACCAUAAACUGGCUGACACAGGCAGAGCAGACUCUCAACAUGGCUCAGCCACCCAGCCUCAUUCUCGACACCGUCCUAUUCCAGAUAGAUGAGCACAAGGUGUUUGUGAAUGAGGUGAACACUCACAGAGAGCAGGUUCUGGCUCUGGAGAAAGCUGGCUCUCAGCUGCGGUUUGCCAGUCUCAAACAGGAUGUGGUUCUUAUCAAGAACCUGCUGCUCAGUGUACAGGCCCGCUGGGACAAACUGGUGCAGAGAUCACUAGACCGAGGACGCCACCUGGAUGAGGCCCGCAAGAGAGCCAAACAGUUUCAUGAGGCCUGGAGGAAACUGACAGACUGGUUGGAGGAAGCAGAGAGCAGGCUGGACUCUGAGCUGGAAAUCUCUAAUGAGCCUGACAAGAUUAAAGUCCAGCUGGCCAAACAUAAGGAUUUCCAGAAGUCUCUUGGCUCCAAGCAGCCGGUGUAUGACACGACAGUGCGCUCUGGGAAGGCCAUGAGAGACAAGGCCACACUGCCCGCGGAUACACAAAAACUGGACAACUUGUUGGGUGAGGUCCGUGACAAAUGGGACACAGUUUGUGGAAAGAGCGUGGAGAGGCAACACAAGUUGGAGGAAGCCCUCUUGUUCUCAGGUCAGUUUGCUGAGGCUCUCCAGGCACUUGUUGACUGGCUGUAUCGUGUGGAACCUCAGCUUGCAGAGGACCAGCCUGUCCAUGGAGAUCUGGAUCUUGUUUCCAACCUAAUGGAUUCCCAUAAGCUUAGCAACCGCUGGGAAACAGUCUGUGCCCUGUCCGUUUCCAAACAGACCCGGCUCCAACAGGCUCUCAAACAGGCAGAAGAGUUCCGCACAGCUGUUCAAAUGUUGCUAGAGUGGCUUUCGGAGGCGGAGCAAACAUUGCGUUUCCGGGGCGUCCUGCCAGAGGAGGUAGAGACUCUGCAGGCACUACUGCACACGCACCGGGAUUUCAUGCAGACGGUGGAGGAGAAGAGAGUGGAUGUGAAUAAGGCUGCUGGCAUGGGUGAAGCCAUCCUAGCUGUGUGCCACCCAGACUGCAUCACAACCAUCAAACACUGGAUCACCAUCAUUAGAGCUCGCUUUGAGGAGGUGCUGACGUGGGCCAAACAGCACGAGCAGCGCUUGGAGAUGGCUCUGACUGAAUUGCUCACCAAUGCUGCACUACUGGAGGAGCUGCUGUCAUGGCUACAGUGGGCAGAGACCACACUGGUGCAGCGUGAUACUGAACCACUCCCCCAGGACAUUACUCAACUGAAGACACUAAUCACAGAGCAUCAGAUGUUUAUGGAGGAAAUGACCCGAAAACAACCUGAUGUUGACAAAGUGACAAAGACAUACAAGAGGAAACCAGCAGAACAUCCCAGCAGCCUUUCAGACAGGAGAGGGGCCCAAAGCCAGAUCUAA